Parasteatoda tepidariorum (common house spider) is the source of this 483-nucleotide messenger RNA. Lineage: Eukaryota; Metazoa; Arthropoda; Arachnida; Araneae; Theridiidae. The record is from RefSeq and is a predicted model, not a curated record.
AUGGGAAAAAACACGGUAGAAACUAAAGCUUGGCUCGAUAAGUGUUAUCCGGGUUCCUCAGCAGGAAAAUCGACUAUUAUUGACAGGUUUGCUGAUUUUAAACGUGGUCGUACAAAUGUUGAAGGUGCGCCACGUCCUGGACGCCCUAAAGAAGAUGUUAAUCCGGAAAACAUAAUAAAAGUCAACACAAUUGUUAUAGAAAACCGCAAAGUGAAGUUGGAUGACAUAGCUGAUACUCUAAAUAUAUCAAAAGAGCGUGUAGGCUUUAUUUUGCACGAACAUUUGUUUAUGAGAAAGCUGUUUUCGAAAAAUAUUGGUCAAAAACGAGAAAUAAGUGUGGAAACACGUGCAGUUAUUAUUACACUUCAUGCAGAAGGCUAUUCAAGUAGGCAAAUUGCCUCUAAAGCUAAUGUUUCUCAGACCACUGUUGUCAGAACUUUGCAAAGGACGAAAGAAACUGGCCAAAAUAAGAGCCGCCAGUGA